AUGGAUCUUGAACCUGGAAAGUGUUGGGACAACUCAAAGAAGGGUUCUUGGAAGACUAUUAUGCUAUUGGCCUACCAAAGUCUUGGUGUUGUUUAUGGAGACUUGAGUAUUUCUCCAUUAGCUGAUGAUAAUGGAGAGGGUGGUACUUUUGCUCUCUAUUCAUUGAUUUGUAGGCAUGCUAAAGUGAGUCUUAUACCAAAUAGACAGCAUGCCGAUGAAGCACUUUCUUCAUAUAAGAUGGAGGAGCCUCCAGAGAAAGAUAAUUCUAAAGUGAAGAUUUUGCUUGAGAAGUAUAAGACUUUGCAUACAGCUUUGUUGAUUGUGGUUCUUCUUGGUACUUGUAUGGUAAUUGGAGAUGGAGUGCUUACACCUGCCAUUUCUGUUUUCUCAGCAGUAUCGGGCCUCGAGGUAUCCAUCAUGUCCAAGAAACAUCAUCAGUAUGCUGUGAUUCCGAUCACUUGCUUCAUACUGGUGUGUUUGUUUGCGCUUCAACACUACGGUACACAUAAGUUCUUGAAAAAGACAAAGAUAAGUGGAUGGCUGUCUUUGGGUGGAAUCUUACUUUGCAUAACAGGCUCAGAAGCUAUGUUUGCUGAUCUUGGCCAUUUCAAUUAUAUGGCCAUUCAGAUUGCAUUCACUUUUCUGGUAUAUCCUGCACUUAUAUUGGCAUAUAUGGGUCAAGCUGCUUACUUGUCACAACAUCAUAAUUCUGAUCUCCAAAUCAGCUACUAUGUCUCGGUUCCAGAAAGUGUGAGGUGGCCUGUGCUUAUCUUAGCUAUUCUAGCUUCUGUUGUGGGGAGCCAAGCAAUCAUCAGCGGAACAUUUUCGAUCAUAAAUCAGAGUCAAUCUCUUGGCUGCUUCCCACGAGUUAAGGUUGUUCAUACAUCAGACAAGAUACAUGGUCAAGUCUACAUCCCAGAAAUCAAUUGGAUGCUCAUGAUCCUCUGCAUUGCUGUUACCAUUGGGUUUAGAGACACAAAACACAUGGGAAAUGCAUCAGGGUUAGCAGUGAUGACUGUGAUGUUGGUAACGACGUGCCUAACUUCUUUAGUAAUUGUAGUUUGUUGGAAUAAACCGCCAAUUUUAGCCUUUUGUUUCCUACUGUUUUUUGGCUCCGUUGAACUGCUAUAUUUCUCGGCUUCACUGACAAAGUUUCGCGAGGGUGCCUGGCUCCCGAUCCUCCUCGCCCUCUUCCUAAUGAUCAUAAUGUUCCUUUGGCAUUACGCAACGAUCAAGAAAUACGAAUACGACCUUCACAACAAGGUAUCACUAGAUUGGCUUCUAGCUUUAGGUCCAAGCUUAGGAAUUGCUAGAGUCCCUGGAAUAGGCCUAGUGUUCACUGAUCUCACCACUGGCAUUCCGGCGAACUUCUCUCGCUUUGUCACCAACCUCCCUGCGUAUCACCGCAUCCUUGUUUUCGUAUGCGUAAAAUCAGUACCAGUGCCUCAUGUCACCCCUGCAGAGAGAUACCUUGUAGGCCGCGUAGGACCUGCUGCUCAUCGAUCUUAUAGAUGUAUAGUCAGAUAUGGAUAUCGCGACGUUCAUCAGGAUGUUGAUUCAUUCGAAUCUGAGCUAGUACAGAAGCUGUCUGACUUUAUCCAAUACGAUUGGUAUCGAACUCGAGGAAACAGCAUGAGCAUUGAAGACGACGGUUCACACUCGAACGAAUCAUCAAGUUACAGACUAACUGUUAUCGGAACAACUAGCUUCUGCAGCCAGCAAGGAUACGAGAGUCAGCAGAGUGUCCAACCCGGGAGCGCGUCUGGAUUCCCGUCUGUACAAAGCAUGACAGACGUAAUCGAGAUGGAACCGAUGGACGCGAAUGAAAGACGGGUGAGGUUUGCUAUUGACAAUGAUCAUGAAAGUGAGACAAGGUCUGAGGCGGGUGUGCAAAUGCAGGAAGAGCUGGAAGAUCUUUAUGCUGCACAAGAAGCUGGUAUUGCAUUCAUUCUUGGACAUUCUUAUGUGAAAACAAAGCAAGGUUCAUCAUUGUUGAAGAAGUUGGCACUUAACUAUGGAUACAAUUUCUUGAGAAGGAAUUGUAGAGGACCUGAUGUAGCUCUUAAGGUUCCACCAGUUUCUUUGUUGGAGGUUGGGAUGGUUUAUAUUGUGUAG
Vicia faba (fava bean) is the source of this 2115-nucleotide messenger RNA. The record is from the annotation of a GenBank genome assembly. NCBI's taxonomy places the organism in Eukaryota, Viridiplantae, Streptophyta, Magnoliopsida, Fabales, Fabaceae.